Sesamum indicum (sesame) is the source of this 1344-nucleotide messenger RNA. The record is from RefSeq and is a predicted model, not a curated record. NCBI's taxonomy places the organism in Eukaryota, Viridiplantae, Streptophyta, Magnoliopsida, Lamiales, Pedaliaceae.
AUGGGAGCUGGUGUGCAAGUAAUCUCUAGAGAGCUUAUCAAACCCUCAUCUGAAACUCCUCCUCACCUCAGAAAGCUGAAACUGUCGUACCUUGAUCAAUCGUUACCCUCUUUCUAUGUCCCACUUGUCUUCUUCUACCAAGCUGAUGAACUAAGAGGCCUGACUACCUGUAACCCUGUCCAAAUAUCUCAGCGGCUCAAACAGUCCCUAUCAAAAACUCUAACCUCAUUCUACCCAUUAGCCGGAAGGAUUGAGGAUGACUUCGUCGUUGAUUGUUGCGAUGCAGGUGUUGAGUUCAUCGAAGCUCGACUUAACGGUCAGCUCAUGGAUGCCAUACAGGAGCCCGACGUGGAAGACGUGAAGCAGUACCUUCCACUGGAUCCCACUACGGACAAAGUUACGACCCUUGUUGCUGUGCAAACCACUUUCUUUGAUUGUGGAGGAGUUGCAGUGGGAUUAUGCUUCUCACAUAAAAUUGCUGACUUCACGUCUAUAAUGGUGUUCAUCAACGCAUGGGCUGCCACUUUCCGAGGGGACACUGAAUUUUCAAGAUUUAGUUUCGACCUGGCCAGCUAUUUUCCGUCCAGGGACUCCCGUGUCUCUGAUUUCUUCCGAUUUUUACAGUCCGACGAAAAGCAAACAGCGAAAAGAUUUGUGUUUGAUAAGGAAAAAUUGGCAGCUCUUAAACAAAUAGCUACCUCCUUAUCUGUGAAGAAUCCCACCAGAGUGGAAGUCGUCUCAGUUUUUUUCUGGAAACAUUUCAUGGAGGUAGCAAAAUCUAGAAACCCGGAGGAGAAAAGGACUUUUGCUGCAUUCCAGGCAGUGAACGUGAGGGCAAGAAAAAUCCCACCUCAGCUUCUGGAAAAUGUUUCCGGGAAUUGCUUCAUGGUCCCGUUUGCAAUCUCCGAAAGUACUGAAUGUAGGGAUGUUGAGGAAUUUCAUGACCUGACAAGAAAAUUGAGAAGCGCGAUCAGGAAAAUCAAUGAGGAGUAUAUACAAAAAUCACAAAUUGGAAAUAGUUAUUUGGAUGAUUUAUUCAGUUUGUCUCCUCUACUUUUCAAGGGAGAAUUGGAGUCGUGCGUCUUUAGCAGUUGGUGUGGAUUUCCUGUGUAUAAGGUGGACUAUGGAUGGGGAAACCCAGUAUGGUUUUGCUCAUCUUGCUGGCCCUUAAAGAAUUUUACAGUCCUGAUGAACAGCAGAUAUGGAGAUGGGAUAGAAGCAUGGGUUAGUACGAGCAAAGAGAACAUAGAAAUGCUUGAAACUCAAGUUAAUCUCCAGCUGCUAUGCUACAUUGCCUAUCAAUUCCUGAACAUAUUCACGCACGAUAUAACUAUGUUCUACUAA